This is a messenger RNA of Miscanthus lutarioriparius, 453 nucleotides long. The record is from the annotation of a GenBank genome assembly. NCBI's taxonomy places the organism in Eukaryota, Viridiplantae, Streptophyta, Magnoliopsida, Poales, Poaceae.
AUGGGUCCCGACAAGAAGGCGGCAUUGGCCGAGCUCGAUAAGCGCUUUGCCGCCCAAGAGAAGCGAUUCGAUGGCCUAGAGCGGAAGCUCGAUUCUACCACUGCGUCGUCUUCCACCCGUCUGGAUGCCUUGGAGUCUGCAGCCAAGGUGUUCGACGAAUGGCGCCCAGGGGUCGACGGCGUCAUCGACGACCUUCGCAUCGAGGUCAACAAGCUCGCAACAUUGAAGCUUGAAGUGGGGAAGAUCUCCAAGUACAUGGAACGCUCGAUGGUGGACGGCCCGUCAGUGACUCCCGGGGUGUUCGCGACCGCGCCCGCCACCAAGUCCGCGUCGGCUCCCAUGUCGCCAUGCGCGUCGAUCCACGACGCCAAGCCUGUCAUCACUCCGAACUUCAAGUCCACCGGCUUCGGCGGCUUUCAGGCUGCCCCGUGCCCAUCUGCGGGAUCUGCAUGA